GAUCUCUUUCUUUUCUUAGUCUUUUUCUUUUCUUUAGCCUUCUUGAGUUUCUCUUGCAAUUUUUGACGCAACUCUGCUUCCCUAAGACUCUGUAAUGGUGUUGCAUAUUCCACCUCGCUAUCACUACUUGUACUGCUAACAUCUAACACAAUUUCUUUAUUCGGAUCAACUUUAAUAAAGUUUCUGCAUUGGAAAGUUAAGUGUCCAGCAUAACCACACUUUUUACAUGCUGACCUCGACGUCUCCUUGCCGAAUUUAUUUAUAACAUCAGGAUAAUUUGCCAUUUAAGACAAACGUGAUUUGAUCUUAUAGAAAAUGCUAGAACAGUAGAACACUGUAAAAAAGAAAUCAACUUGUUUCUUUUGACGUCGACACAACCAAACAAACAUAUAACGUUCCGUUCCGCGCGACCAUGUAUGACGCGUCAACUUUGUUGCAUUAAAAAAAUAUUAUUGUUAGAAACACGCCUAACGGGACAUUUCGAAAUUGCAUUAUUUUUGAAUAAAUUGUACAAGAGCAAUAAACGAACCAAAUUAUUAAGGAAAAUUCCAUCUAAAUAUUAUUUCUUGACAGUUUACAAUGCAAAAACGAAUCGUUGCGACACUGCGUUUCUUUACACGCAUUUUUGCUAGCAUCCCUGAUUAUUGAUGUUUAUUUAAAUAAAAAUCACCUUUUUAAUUAUUUUUGCAGAAACCAUGAUAUAAUAAGCAAUCAAUAUACAAUGAAAUUCAGCUAGUGAGUGCAAUGUUACAAAAUGGCAGAGUUCCUACCGCUAUGCGAUGUUCUUUUCAACGUGAUUUCGCUGGCGGGCUACUUCUGCGAUGUCGUAUUCGACGUCGUAAUGGGUUACGCUUUACUUGAGAGAGGGUACAAGGGGUCGUUUGCAGCCGCUAUAUCCAUUGUCAUCACUUCACUACUGAUAUCACAGGUGCUCUCCCUCCGCUGGUACCUGCACGUGUGGUGGGCCAGCGAGGGCCGCAAGGGUAGGCCGCCGUGGCUGCCCAUCCUGCUGCACUGCCUGCAGCUGGGCGUGCUGUGGCGGUACGCACGGCUCCUGGUGCCCGUCGAAUUGAGGCGGGUGAAGCAUCAAGUCAGAGACUUGUGCAUGCUGCGGCUAGUGCACGCGUUCUGCGAGGCGGCGCCGAUGCUGCUGCUGCAGCUGCACAUCCUGUUCCGGGAGCCGCGCGCCGACGCCGAGCCCGGCGACCUGUCCCCAGCACUGGAGCCCAGCAUCGACGAGCCCACAGCCAACAAGGCGUUCGCGGAGCUGAACGUGAUCUCCGCGUCGCUGUCGCUGUUCUCGGUGUGCUGGGCGCUGGCCAGCUUCAGCAAGAACGUGCGCCUCCAGAACGUGCACCGCCUCGUGCUCACCUGGCUCGGGGUCAUCUUCCAGUUCCUAUGGCGGCUGGGGACAGUAUCGGCGCGCGUAUGCGCUCUCACAGUGUAUGCUCUAGUCUACGAAUACUGGGUGUUUCUAGUUAUAGGUCUUCACUGGGUGUCAAUGUUCCUAUGGCUGAUCUCUCCCAAGAACGCGUUCCACGGCGAACGGAUCAGCCGCCGAAGGAAGGCUUACCUCUCUACCCUCAUUGCUUUCGUCUACAUCUUCGCCUACGUCAAUCUGCAGGAGCUCAACCAUAGGCAGAAAAUGGUGACGUUCUACUGCGUGAUGUGCGUGGAGAACUGGGUGCUUGUGAUGGCCUGGUGGUGGGCCGGCAGGGAGCCCCACCCCGCGCCCGUGGCUGCAGCCGCUGCGGCAUCCGCUGCGGCCGGCCUCGCCUUCAUGCUGCUGUACUAUAGAUACUUUCAUGUUAGAAGACUCGGUUACAUGCUGAGCGAGAACAAACAGGGUACAAACAGCACCAAUGCUUCGUCGCAGAACAAAAAUGGCAAGCCAUCGCAGACGGACAACGCCGCUAUACCAGGGGUGUUUAACUGUAGAUUUUCUAACCCCGUUAGUAAUAGCGCAGCGAACGGCCGUAAGAAGAAGAAGCCCACUUCAUUCGUGCCUCCGCCCGCCGCACCAGCACCCGCGCCCGCGCCCGCGUCGACCCCCGCCCCCGCGCCUGCCGCCUUCUGGCGCCGCCCGCUGCCAGCUGGCGCUGCUCAUAACCAUCACGGAGGAUCAUCAGAGAACGAGGGCUCAAGCGUCGGCUCCCGAGUCAACAUCCAGCAGAAACUACAAGAGAAGAAGCAGAAACAACUCGCCGAACUCCGGGUGAUAGAGGAAGAGAUCAAACAAGGCAAACUGGCAAAAACCACGCCCGUCGCCGCCGAAGAAAUCUACAGUAGCCUCCAACGACAACCUAUCCCCAGAGCGAAGACCCACGCCGAUCCCCCAGCCUGGCCUAGCAUAGAAAUGACCCAUUCCUACCAAAACUACCCCGUCCUACCCCACACCUGCAACGUCUACCCCACCUACACGGAAAUCAAGCCGGAAUACUCAGUGCAAAACUUUCAAAACGACACCGCGACGGAAAUCAACGAGUUGAAACCACGAAGAAUACAAAAUAGAUACGAUAAUGCGAGAACUUUCUACGAGAACCCAGCGAAUGUGAGAACUGACGUCAAUAGGCCACUAAGAUCCCCAAAUUAUUUAGCUUUGGAGACGAGGACGUACGAAGCCAAUAGCUGCGGAAGUCCAAGGAACGUAAUGACAAACAGCCCGAGAAACUAUUUGCCAGACGUUUCUAAUACGUACGAAUCAACGCCGCUGGAUAAACCAAGGCUACAAACAGCGGUUUACGCUGAGAAUCAUACGAUCGCAGAAUAUUUAGGCUACUGCGAGAACCAGUACUCCAAAUUUGAAGCUAACGAUGUAACGGCUUUGCAUUCGCCUUUGAACGUCCAAGGCAUAGACAAUAUGAGGAGUUACGAGUGCGGGCAAUAUGGGCAGAAUUGUGAACGAAUGUACGGCGGGUACCCAGGAUUGGGGAAGAAAGAGCGAGACAGGAAGAUGCAACGCUGUCGCACGCCGGAGAUAUUGCUGGCGCCGCAUUAUUUAGAAGGAUGCAGUAGGCAGGUCUGCUGCCAUUGGGGGCCGCCUUAUACGAACAGGAAGAAGGAGGAGGGCGCGGCGGGCAGCAGCGGCGACGACUCGCCCGACACGCCGCGCCCGCCCAGCGACAUCGACAGCCAGAUCUCCUUACCUCGUUCGUAUACACUACCGCGGGAGUUCCGCUACUGGAGGAGGAGGCCGCGACUCAGGGACACGCAUGUGCCCAGCAAUAACAGCAGUGACGGCGACGUAGACAGCGCAGACAACGAGUCUGAUAGGCGCUCCAACUGCUCCGCGUCGCCGCAGCUGCAGCGCCGGCGCCCGCCGCGAUACCACCCGCCCAAACCAGAGACAAAGCUUUAGCACACCCUACUCUUAUUGCCAGAGUGGGCGCCAACCAUACGCCCACAGAAUGGAUAUUAUUUUAUUAGAAUAUUAACCCGCCCUGAUUGCAAUAACACCACGGUAGGCGUCUACUAUAGAGAGCUGCCAGCCUUGUUACCACCUGCCAAACGAGACUAAGCUUUAUGCCAUUCUAUUGAUUCCAUGUUGGGCGCCAACUAUACGCAUAGAUGGACUGAACAGCUGUCAGCCCUGGUACCACUCGCCCAAGCCAGAGACAAAGCUUUAACCCGCCGUACUAUUGAUGCCAACCAGAGUGGGCGCCAAUCAAACAUUGAAGAAAAUUGACUGAGCAAUGCAUGAAAUUUCUUAUAAAUAGUCCGUAUGUCGCCGCAGCUGCAGCGCCGCUACGACACCAAGGAAUAAAUUGUAAUGACAUAUUCAUAAGUGUGUGCAUUCACCACUAGUCCUUAUGUAUUAGAAAUACUAAAGUAUUUCUUGACCGAACAGCCUAAAUUUAGUAAUAUUUAUGUAGCGAGAUGUAACUGGUAAUAUCCCAAGCCAGAGACCAAGCUUCAAACAUCCCUAACUGAUAUCCACUGAUUCCACGGUGGGCGCCAACCAUAAAAAAAAGGUCUGAGCAGCUGCCACUCCCGAUACCACCUGCACAAGCCAGAGACUAAGCUAUAACCCACUCUACUGUUAAUGCCAGAAUAGGCUCUAACCAACACCACCCACCACACGUAAUAGAUUGAGCAAUUACUAACCCACGGUGCACCCGCCCAAACCCCGAGACCAAGCUAUAACCUACUCUUCUACCUACUGACACUUACCCCACGGGGGGCGCCAACCAUACUCUGAAGAGACUGGACUUGGUAAUAAAUAUUGCAUGAAAUUGAAGAUCAAGCGUACUGUAGUUCGCAUUCGAAUUUAUUUACAUUAACACAAACUAGAGGUCAUUUUAGUCGAAGUAGCGGCAGUAGCCGAGAAAAAGCGAUGGUGCAACCAAAAUCUAUACAAACUAUUGUCCAGACGAUCACUUCAUCGCUUAUCAGCUCAGUUUCAUAGUUACAGUUAGUCAAGGAACGCUCAAUCUAUUAUCCAUUAUAUUAACCAACUUUGCCACCACAUUGGGCGCCAAUUAUCAACCAUCUUUAUUUUCAUGUCAAAGAAAAUGCAUCCCUUUAGCUCAAUGUUAAUAAGUAACCUAAUUAAUCCUGACAAAGUUCCUGUAACACUAUCAGCGGCUUACAUACUCCGUAUCUAGUACAGUACCCUUAGCACGAACCAUUAUCGAAUUCGAAUAGU
Chilo suppressalis (striped riceborer) is the source of this 4645-nucleotide messenger RNA. Lineage: Eukaryota; Metazoa; Arthropoda; Insecta; Lepidoptera; Crambidae. The record is from the annotation of a GenBank genome assembly.